AAAUCUAUGCAUGCAAUGUUUAUUUAAUCCUUACCUGUAUGUGAGUGUGUAUUGUUCUCAAUAUGUGCUCAACGAGAUUUUGGGGUUUACCCCACAUCUGGCCCAAAAGUCAACUGCGGUCAAGCCAGCUGGGAUAAGUGCCUAGUGGUAUACAGAAAAAUGAAUGAAUGGAAUUUGGUUGAGGAAGCUGUGGAAAGGGAGACAAUACAACGACUAACAGCAUCACAUGCUAAGUCCUGUUUUAACCCAAAUCAUUUGAAUCUCAUCAUGCCAUCUGUCUGGGGGAGACAGCAUCAUUUUGGCUCUAGCUUGAGCCCUCCUUCUCUAUAUUGUUGGUCAAUUGCGUUAGCCAACUGGUUCUCAUGUGAGUGUAGUUUUCCUACUGCCUUUCCUGCAGUGUCUCUGGUUGAGGACGUUUCAAGUUAAGGAUUCUGGGAUUCCUGAACCACCAAAAUGGAUAAACUACAGACACCUGACCCAACUGAACAAAGGGGUUCUGAUGAAACCCCUGCAAAGCAGCGGGUCACAUCCUGCCUACUGUGUGCGGCCUUCUUUGGUGCCUUGGGCUCGUCUUUCCUUUAUGGCUACAACCUCUCUGUCGUCAAUGCUCCGGCACCGUACAUUAAAGCUUUUUACAAUCGGACAUUGAUGGAGAGAUACAACGAGCCUGUCAGAGCAGAGACGAUUACUCUCCUCUGGUCCAUCACAGUCUCCAUAUUUGCCAUUGGGGGCCUUUUUGGAGCGCUUGCUGUCUCCUGGCUCCUAAAAAUACUUGGAAGAAAGGGAACCUUGUUGCUGAAUAACAUCUUUGCUGUGAUAGCUGCAUUGCUGCUCACCUUUGGCGAGAGGGCACAGUCCUUUGAGAUGCUCAUUAUUGGCCGCUUUAUAAUGGGAGUGGACUCUGGUAUAGCUCUCAGCGUACUACCUAUGUAUCUUGGAGAAAUUUCCCCAAGAUAUAUCCGCGGUUCCAUCGGUCAGUUCAACUCUAUUCUGAUCUGUCUUGGAGUGUUCUUUGGUCAGGUGCUGGGCCUGCCUGAGCUGCUAGGCCAGGAGUCCAAAUGGAACUACUUAUUUUCUUUCCUGGCAUUGCCGGCUGUGCUGCAGCUCUGCGUUAUGCCUUUCCUUCCAGAGAGUCCUCGCUACCUGCUGAUUGAGAAGAGGGAUCAGGCUGCCACAGAGAAAGCCUUUCAGAGAUUCCUUGAAAAAAAGGAUGUUUCUCUUGAAUUGGAAGAGGUCCAUGCAGAGGCACGAGCUCAGGAAACUCUCCACACAGUUUCAGUCUUACACCUCCUGAGGAGUCGGCCGGUUCGAUGGCAGCUCAUCACCGUCUUGGUCACAAUGACCAGCUAUCAGCUGUGCGGCCUCAACGCUAUCUGGUACUACACCAGUGGGAUCCUACAGGAAGCAGGAAUUGCUAAGAAUAUUGUCCCAUACAUAACCCUCAGCACCGGGGGUGUAGAGACUUUCUCCGCCAUCAUCUCUGGUUUAGUAAUAGAGCGCAUUGGGCGAAAACCUCUGCUCAUAUUUGGCUUCAGCGCCAUGGCGGUGUUCUUCAGCCUACUCACUGUGUUCCUGAAUUUUCAAGACCGUGUGGCAUGGAUGCCUUACCUCAGUUAUGUCUGCAUACUAGGAGUAAUUGCUUCCUUCUGCUCCGGACCAGGAGGCAUCCCAUUUAUCCUGACUGGUGAACUGUUUGAACAAUCGUACAGGCCUGCCGCCUUCAUGAUUGCAGGCAUUGUGAACUGGCUGUCCAACUUUGCAGUUGGCCUCUUGUUCCCAUUUAUACAGGAGACCCUGAAGACAUUUUCCUUUCUGGUUUUUGUGGGGGUCUGCGUUUUGGCAUCGAUCUACCUCUUUUUCAUCCUCCCUGAAACCAAAAGUAAAACAUUUAUGGACAUAAGCCAGAGUUUUGCCAAGAUCAACAAAGUCCCCAUCCCCGCCACGACCCAUGAAAUGAAGCUUGUUCUGUGUAUUGAGCAAGAUAUGAACGGAGAAGUGCAAAAUGGCUUUAAGGUGGAGAGUUCCUUUUAAAUCAACACAAGUUGUCAUGGGGGGAGCAUGAAGAUACACAGUAACAAAAUUAUUUUUAUAUAUUCAUCACAUGACCGACAUGCAACGUGUUAAGAUUUCAAGCAAUGAUUCAGAUUUAAAAAGAUCGUCAUAUCAACUUUCCCUCAUGCAUAAAAAAUAAUGUGUAGCAGUAUUGUCAUUUAGUCAUUUUCACACAGUAGAUAAUCACUUUCAAUAUUCUUAAGAGAGAGGAUAAACAUGCCAUAGCAACUUUGCAUUUUGCAUCUUACAGAUAAUGUGUAAUUAUCCCAAAUUAAAUCAUUCAAUCGUAAUCGGAAAAGUCGUCUGGAGCCGAGACACAACUUAAUCUAGUGAUCUUCUCGAAAAUUUACUUGUAAUUUUCAUCGUUCAGAGAUACCUGAUUGUUGUCAGGUUAGCCUCUCAGUGAGCACUCCAGCCCUUUUAUUUUGAGCGUUGGUUGACUUUACAAUGGCUGAAAAAAAGUAUUCAACACGCCACCUUUUUUCUCACCAAAUGUUUUUCCAAAGGUGCCAGGGGAAUUUUCACCUGAUGAUGUGAACAGCCCAAGUAAUAGAUACAUACAAAAAAAGUGGAACAAAUAAUAUAAGAAAUUAAGGUGUCUGUAAUAAUGUGAAAUGACAAAGGGAAAUGUAUUGAACAAAAAAGAAUCUGAAAUCUUCCAAUCAUGAAAAAGUAAUCCAGGCCUUUGUCAGUGCAACUGAAUAUCAGCGGCUUCCAUCUUAAUUGAUGGCCUACAACGUGGUCUCUUUUACAAGGUGUAAAUGAAGACCUACUCCCGAAGGACCCCCCCACAGGACUCAAUAAGGGACAUGGUUGAACACCUUAUCCAAGUCAACAAGACACAUGUAGACUGGUUAGGCCAACUUCUAUGUACCUUAAGGACCCUGCCGAGGUGUAGAGCUGGUCCAUUGUUCCACAGCGAGGAUGAAAAGCACAUUGCUCCUCGUGAAUGUGAGAUUUGACUCCCUGAAGGACCCUUCUCUCCAGCACCCUUGAAUAAAAUUUAUCAGGGAGGCUGAGGAGUGUGAUCGCCCUUUAUUUAGAACACACCCUCGGGUCCCCUUGAAAAAUGGGACCACCACCUCAGUUUGCCAAUCCAAAGGCACUGCGCCCAACUCAUAUGGCCCCUCCUGCAGAAGGUGAGCCCAUGCGAAAGGGGACAUUACAUUACCCUUUUGGGCUGUACCUGGCCUAGCCCCAUGCGUCCAGGCUCGGCCACCAGAUGCUCCCCUUUAAGCCUUACCGCCAAGCCUGGCUCCAGAGAGUGACCCCUGUGACCCUGUCCGGGCAAGGGAAACCGAGAUCCAAUUCUUGUAUUCGUCAUAGGGGUUUAUGGAGCCCUACUAUAUCUGGUCCCUCACCUAAGACCCUUUUUCCAUUGGCUAUCCUUGCAGGGGUGUGAAGCCCCAGACAACUUAGCUCUUCGGCUCAUUGGGACACACAAUCCACCAAGAUAACGUGUCGGCUCAAGGAGUGGUCACCCUUUUGUGACUGGGGACUAUGUUCUCAGAUUUGGAGCCUCUGAUUUUCAGCAAAGAUGCAAUACUGAACCCACCAAACUGGACGCCCUUUAAGGCUUGGCUGCACCUAGAACAGGGGUGGUCAAUGUGUCAAUCACGAUCGACCUGUCGAUUGGGAGGCAGUUUUGGUCGAUCACGUGACGGCGUGCCAAAAAAAAAAAAAAAAAAAGAUGUCAGCCUAUCAUCCGCCUCGUUGGCUGAAGUCUUCUCCAGCACCUCCUCCAAAGAGUUCCGCAGUUCCCAAAAAUAAUGGGUACUGUGAACUGUGAAAGUUUUCUUACAAUGAUAUUUCAGUGACCAUUGUGUUUUUGUGAGUAUGCGUGUCCAUUUGAGUGUACAACUGUGGCACAAACCUGAAGUUUGGUUGGUGGUCACCGUAGGUACUCUACUCAAUAUAAGUGUUACCCCCAUGAUUAGCUUCAGGGAAUGGCAUGUAACCCCAGGGCCACUACAGUGUCGAGGAAUUUUCACAGAAAAAAAAGAUGACAGAUGCUGCUGAAAAUUUUGCUGCGAGUGGAAGCUGUAAAACAACCAUAACUCUGCCACUCUAAAACCCAAAAGGCCAUGUAGUGUGGCUAACUCCUACCACAUUGUGUUAGCUGAUCGAGGAAAUUAAUUGGACUGAAGCAGACAAGCGUACAAUUGGGGAGCAGAUACAGUUCCCCGCACAAUGAGAUGUCCUGAGUAUUUAUCAGGUUACUGGCUAUAAGAUUAAAACAUAUCAACACAGAGGUUCUAUGAAUACAAUAAACGAGGUUUUAAACUAGUGUUUAAGAAAAGAAAUAUACAUUCUUUUGGAGUAAUUUUCCUCAUUCUUCCCUCUCUCCCAGCUUGCCCUUAUGUUCCGGUUCUGCCUUUUACAUCUACCACAUGUUGUCCUUGUUGUUGGCAUUGACUGUGAUGGUUGUUUUAUUGCAUUGAAUUUUGCUGUUACUCAAUUUUCAUUUUGUCUACCCAUUAAAUUCAUUUUUCCGUUG
This is a messenger RNA of Syngnathoides biaculeatus (alligator pipefish), 4549 nucleotides long. It is a transcript of the gene slc2a9l2, whose product is annotated as solute carrier family 2 member 9, like 2. The record is from RefSeq and is a predicted model, not a curated record. Gene Ontology annotation, molecular function: hexose transmembrane transporter activity. The coding region runs from base 454 to 2031 and encodes 525 amino acids. NCBI's taxonomy places the organism in Eukaryota, Metazoa, Chordata, Actinopteri, Syngnathiformes, Syngnathidae. Gene Ontology annotation, cellular component: membrane. Gene Ontology annotation, biological process: monosaccharide transmembrane transport. The transcript is spliced from 13 exons.